Molecule: messenger RNA, 867 nt
Organism: Elephantulus edwardii (Cape elephant shrew)
Lineage: Eukaryota; Metazoa; Chordata; Mammalia; Macroscelidea; Macroscelididae
Gene: CLN8
Product: ceroid-lipofuscinosis, neuronal 8 (epilepsy, progressive with mental retardation)
Exons: 2
Coding region: 1-867 (288 amino acids)
Biological process (GO): lipid homeostasis
Cellular component (GO): membrane; endoplasmic reticulum
Source: RefSeq, a predicted model, not a curated record
AUGGACCUUGAAAAUGAUGGAUCUACAUCUGAGAGCAUUUUUGAUUUGGAUUAUGCUUCAUGGAAAAUUCGCUUAACAUUAGUGGUAGCUGGUUUUUUCUUUUACCUGGGUGUCUUUGUUGUCUGCCAUCAGCUGUCUUCUUCUUUGAAUUCCACGUAUCGCUCUUUAGUGGCCAAAGAGAAGGUCUUCUGGAAUCUUGCAGCCACCCGUGCUGUCUUUGGGGUUCAGAGUACUCUCGCUGGUCUGUGGGCUCUGCUGGUCGACCCUGUUCUUCAUGCUGAUAAAGCUUGUGGCCAGCAGAACUGGUGCUGGUUCAACGUCGCAACAGCCACAGGAUUCUUUUUCUUUGAAAAUGUUGCAGUUCACCUGUCCAACUUGUUUUUCCGGACAUUUGAUUUGUUUCUAGUUGUCCACCAUCUCUUUGCUUUUCUUGGAUUUCUUGGUUCGGUGGUCAAUCUCAAAGCUGGCCACUAUCUAGCUAUGACCACGUUGCUCUUGGAGAUGAGCACUCCUUUUACCUGCAUUUCCUGGAUGCUCUUAAAAGCUGGCUGGUCAGAGACUCUGUUUUGGAAGCUCAAUCAGUGGAUAAUGAUUCACAUGUUUCAUUGUCGCAUGAUUUUAACCUACCACAUGUGGUGGGUGUGUUUUUGGCACUGGGAUGGUUUAAUCAGCAGUCUGUAUCUGCCUCAUUAUGCACUCUUCCUUGUUGGACUGGCCCUCCUCACAAUAAUAAUUAAUCCAUAUUGGACCCAAAAGAAGACUCAACAGCUGCUCAAUCCAGUGGAUUGGAACUUUGCGCAACCAGAAGCCAAAAGCAAGCAACCUGAAGGGACCAAUGGUCAGAUCCUCCAGAAGAAGAAGCAGUAG